Messenger RNA from Galendromus occidentalis (western predatory mite), 1138 nucleotides. RefSeq names its product YEATS domain-containing protein 4. The record is from RefSeq and is a predicted model, not a curated record. The transcript has 3 exons. Bases 76 to 729 code for a protein of 217 amino acids. NCBI's taxonomy places the organism in Eukaryota, Metazoa, Arthropoda, Arachnida, Mesostigmata, Phytoseiidae. Gene Ontology annotation, biological process: regulation of DNA-templated transcription.
UUCGCCCGCCCAAUCUUAUGUCGUGCUGCUCGUUGUUGAUGGUAGGGAGUUUUUCUUUAAAGAACGGAUCGCGUAAUGGAGCUUGUGCAUGUCAAGCAAGAAGUCAAAGACGAGUGUGUUGAAACCAAUGACGGCAGGGAAAUUCAGCCCUUCGACCGACAUCGAACGAUUUUCCAGCCGAUAGUGAUCGGAAAUACCGCCCGACUCUUCGCUAAACCGAAUUGCGAAGGCCACACCCACGAAUGGAUACUCUACGUCAAGCCUUAUUUCAAAGGGGUUGACAUGGCCAAGUUCAUUCGGAAGGUGAUCUUCGUUCUUGAGCCUCAUUACCGGAGCGUAACAUUGACGAAACCCCCAUUUGUCGUGAAGCGUACAGGAUGGGGUGAAUUCACGGUGCAGAUCAAAGUUUACAUGACCUUCUCAUCCCGAGCCCAAACUCUAAGCCAUUGGCUCCGUCUCGUAGAAUACGCCGAUAAAAACGACGAGACAUCAGAGUAUCGCUACGUGCCCUCCGUUCGUUACGAAGAAUACGAUGAGAUUGUCAUCGAGGACCCCACUGAGGCGCAGCGUCGUGCGAUGUUGACGGGAACGACAGAACCGGACCCGGAGUUCGAGCACUUCAAGCUUGAACGGGAGCAGGCACUCUGGAAAAUACGGGCUGCCAGGGAGAGAAUCCGGGCGGACAUCGAGGGAUUCGAAAAAAGGCUCGAGGCCUCACGCGCCGUCUAACUGCUAUAAGCGACGGCUCGGUGACAUACCAUCGUCCUAAUACUUUCCACGAGACACAUGUGCGAAAGAAGAUGUUCGCAGAUUAUGUGUAUUCUCAGCUUACUCGAAGCAAUCCCUACAUGGAAGACCACUUGCAGUGGGAUUCUCUCCGCAUGUGAUCACGAGUGACGAUUCUCUUCUUAAUUAUAAUUAUAUAUAUGUACAUGUCCGGAAGUAAAACUGCGGACAUUCGCGAUUCAGGAUAGAGGUGCAACAUCAUAGGUUGAAUCGUACGCCUCGGGUCGGAGGACCGGUAAGCGGCUCGCAUCCAAUGGAAUCGAUCUCGAGCAGACUCUCGGUCGAGUUGAUUGUGCAGACUGUGCGGAAUCAGGAAGGUACCUAUGCGAAACGGAACUCUGACACGAUCAUU